AUGACGAUUACCGAUCUCCCACGAGAAUUGGAAUGUGAAAUACUAUCUAGGGUUCCUCCCACAUCUCUACACAAAUUUCGAUCUACCUGCAGACGAUGGUAUGCUUUGUUCAAAAACCCUAGAUUCAUCGAGAAGAAUUUAGGUAAAGCAAAAAGGCAGUUUAUCUUAAAGAAAGAUUUUAGUGUUUAUUCAGUGAACCUCAAUCUCCAUGGAAUCAACAACAAGAGAUUUGAUCCAUCCAUUGAGUUUACAGGUAAACUCAACAGCCUAAAAGAUUCAGAACAGACGAUGAUACAUGCUAUCUUUCAGUGCGAGGGUUUGUUUUUGUGCACCACCAAAGACAAAAGAAUCGUGGUUUGGAACCCUUGUACUGGUCAAACCAGGUGGAUCCGGAUCCAACCCAGGAAUGAUGAUCACUUAGCUUACGAUUCGUAUGCUCUAGGGUACGGAAACAACAAGAACAAAUAUUCUUGCGAUAGCUUCAAAAUCUUGAGGUGUAGAACGCAUAAAAACAACAACCUGGGAAUCUGGGUUAUGGAGUUUGAGUUGUAUUAUUUUAACACUGAUUCAUGGAGACUUCUUGAUGAAGACGCUCAAAGAAAUUUAACAGUUUCCUGGCGCUGGAUGAUAACUAGUCAUGGCGUGUCUUUGAAGGGAAAUACUUACUGGGUUGCUUGGGAUAAAAAAGAACCUAACGAUAUUCAAUUCUUGCUCAGGUUUGAUUUCAAAAGAGAGAGAUUUGAACAUUUUUCUCUUCCGUUUAGUGGUUCCGGAACUAUGUUUCUCUCGGUGGUUAGAGAAGAGAAACUUGCUGUGCUACUUGAUAGGCCCAAUUUUGAUUCGUCGAGAGAGAUGAAGAUAUGGGUGACCGACACUAAGAUCGAUGAGGCCGUCACAGAUAUGGAAUAUGUCUUAGUAGUGGAUUUCAGUAGAGUUUUGAGAAGAGGUAUGACCGUGGUGAGCUUCUUGGUCGACGAGGAGAAUGAAAGAGUCGUGUGUAGUGGUAGAGACACCAAAAAGGGAAACAAGAACGUAAUUUACAUUGUUGGAGGAGACGGGAACCAUAAACACUCGUGUAAACAAAUUCUUGGAGAGAUUGCACAAGGACCAGCUGAUGACUGUUGGCCGUUUCUUGACAGUUAUGUUCCAAGUUCGGUUCAAAUUCAGCAAGUAGAGGCAGCAAAUGCAAAAGGUGAUUGA
This is a messenger RNA of Microthlaspi erraticum, 1200 nucleotides long. Lineage: Eukaryota; Viridiplantae; Streptophyta; Magnoliopsida; Brassicales; Brassicaceae. The record is from the annotation of a GenBank genome assembly.